CAGCACUGCUUCCAGGAAAACCCUGGGGCUGAAAAACUUUUCGAGGCAGCCAGGAGAGAAGGGCUGGUUCAGAGCAGGCAGCCGACGAGAUGGAUUUCCUUCCAAGUUUAUCCCCAGAAACGUGGAUGCUGCUCCUUGUGUUUCUGAUGCUUUUUCUUCUCUAUGGGAUCUGGCCAUACGGGUUCUUUAAGAAGCUGGGCAUUCCCGGGCCGAGGCCUCUUCCUUUCAUCGGGACCUUCCUUGAAUACCGGCAUGGAGUUCUGGAUUUUGACCAGAAGUGCUUUGAGAAGUACGGCAAAAUAUGGGGGUUUUUUGAUGGCAGGCAGCCUGUACUGGCUAUUCUGGAUCCGAUAAUCAUCAAAACCAUCCUGGUGAAAGAAUGCUACACCCUCUUUACCAAUCGCCGGAACUUUGGUCUCAAUGGUGAGCUGGAUUCUGCCAUCACAAUAGCUCCAGACGAGCAGUGGAAGAGGAUUCGGACUGUGCUGUCUCCGACGUUCACCAGCGGGAGGCUAAAGGAGAUGUUACCCAUCAUCCAUUCCUAUGCAGACACAUUAGUUAAAACGGUGCAGAAGAAAGUGGAUAAUGAUGAGUCCAUGGACACGAAGGCUGUCUUUGGAGCCUACAGCAUGGACGUGGUGACCAGCACUUCAUUCAGCGUGAACAUCGACUCCAUGAACAACCCAAAGGACCCUUUUGUCGCCAACAUCAAGAAGUUUCUUAAGUUCAACUUCUUAAGCCCAAUACUCCUGUUAGUAGUGGUGUUCCCCUUUCUGGUCCCGCUUCUGGAGAAAAUGAAUGUGUCUCUGAUGCCCGCAGGAUUCAUGGACUUCUUCUUCAACGUCCUCAAGAAUAUAAAGGAGGAACGGCAAAAGAACAGAAACACGGAUCGGGUGGAUUUCUUGCAGCUGAUGAUUGACUCACAGAACCCAGAUGACAGCGCCAAACCUAAAGAGGAGAAGCAUGCAUAUAAAACACUGACGGACCCCGAGAUUCUGGCACAGGCUCUCAUCUUUAUAUUUGCUGGUUAUGAGACCACCAGUUCCACUCUCAGCUUCGUCUCCUAUAACCUGGCCACUCACCCGGAUGUGCAGCAGCGGCUGCAUGAAGAGAUUGAUGCUGCUCUGCCCAACGGGGCCAAGCCCACCUAUGAGACCGUGAUGCAGAUGGAGUAUCUUGAUAUGGUGGUGAAUGAAACACUCAGAAUCUUCCCCCCUGGCGGGCGGCUUGAACGUGUCUGCAAGGAGACCAUUGAGAUAAACGGAGUGACCAUUCCAAAAGGGACUGUCACCAUGAUCCCAGCCUACGUGCUGCAUCGUGAUCCAGAGGUCUGGCCAGAGCCAGAGGAGUUCAGGCCCGAGAGGUUCAGUAAAGAGAACAGAGACAGCAUGGACCCCUAUAUCUUCCUGCCCUUUGGAGCCGGUCCAAGGAACUGCAUUGGAAUGAGGUUUGCUCUCCUCAGCCUGAAAAUGGCCUUAGUUGUCCUGUUGCAAAGAUUUUCCUUCAGGACCUGCAAAGAUACCCCGAUCCCUCUAGUGCUGGACUCAAAGGGUUUCAUGCAACCCAAGAAUCCCAUCAUACUGAAGAUGGUCCCCAGACCCUGUAUUCAGCCAGAAGAGUAAAAGAGAUUGCAGCAGAGCCUUCUGUCUGAUGUUCCUUCCGCCUGCUCCUGUUGCAUGAGAAGAGGCGAUGUAAAACUGUAUGAGAUACAUUGGUGGAAGCACCCUUUUCCAGCAUCGUGCCUUCACAAGGGGCUGGUGCUAAUUCCACUGAUCUGGAGAAGCACUGAGUGCUCCUUGUGUCAUGACUACUAGCCUUUCAGCCAAGCAGAGGUCAGGGUGCCUCUGAGAGGCCAGUGGCACUGUUAGACAGGAUGCUUUAAGAUGCUUUAACCUCUUCUUAGUGCCUUUAUUUAGACAUGGGCAGUCUCUUUUGGAAGUUUAAUUUACAUCAAGAUAGGAAGGUAAACUGCACACGCAAACAGAAUUAUCCAUUUUAUUCCCAUUCCUACUCUGUCAUAGGAUGAAAGUAUCUUUCUUUUGCUUCUAUAUGUGCAAGCACAUGGUAUUAACUGUGCCUUUUUUCCUGGGCCAUGUAAUGUUUCACUGUUGUGACCCUCUAAGUGGUAGUCAUCAUGUCCUUGCAGGAAAUAAUAUCCAAGGCCAGUUUCUGGAAUGGACUUGUACAGACUUACACAAAUCUGUUCUGAUUUGACAUGGUUUUUAUGAAUGAGUUGGUCAUGAUUCAGAUGGCUAGGGAUGUGUUAGAGAUAAGCAAUUCCCAUUAAGAAUCAGUGAUUUGUGGAGUGGGAGUGAAGUGUACUGCAGGAUCUUUCUCAUGUUUUGCUUAUUUUAUUUCCCUGGGCCUCCAAUGGUCUCCCGUUGGGAGAAAUAAUUUUUGCAUAGAUAUUGAUCUGAGUAUGGGGCUUUUCCAUUUUUUAAAUUUCAUUCCAUUUUUUAAGAUUGACUAGAACUAAGUACAGACAAUCAGAAAGCCCAAGACUGAAUUGAUUCAAUGUUUGCAGGUUAGUCUAGGCUGUGUAGAUUGAACUGAUAAGCAAAUGAACAGACGUUCACUUUUGAUUCGGGAAAUGCAGCCACAUGCCUGCAGUGGCCCAGGCCAGAAGCCAGGGGGUGCUAGAGCAUGAACCCCUGCUCUGCUGGACCAGACAACUUGGGCUAAGGCUAGCCCGACCACCUGUGAGGGGGAGGUGUGCGGGAUGUGCUAAGCGUCCUGGGAUGCUGGGGGACUGAGAGUUAGCUUGUAUCUGGAGGGGAUCUGGGACAAUAGUUCAAUUAGCUGAUUUAACCUAAGUGAGUUAAGUCUGAUACUACAUCCAUCCAGGUUUUUCUGAAACUGGUUUUGGCCAUUUUGAAAGCAAUUUUAUGUGCAUUGAGCUUUUGUUGUAUUAUAGAUUUGAACUGAUUUCUGAUCAUUUAUACUGGUUUAUGUGUAAUUGAUGUCCCUAACAUAUGAGAUUUAAACCAGGAAGAAGAAUAGUACUUUGGCACGGUGCAGAGCUGAGAAAGGCCUUUAUAUCCUUUUAGAAGACUUGAUUGUGGAGGAAGGACUCUACUGCUUGGUACUGAAAAAAGAGAAGUCUCACUGGACCGUGUCACUCCAAGACUAGCAUUAUGCUCAGUACUCUAUACACGUGAUGUGGUUUCAUUUUUAGUAAUCCAAACAGUACUAAUAAAAAAGUGAUUAAAAUAAAAA
Molecule: messenger RNA, 3216 nt
Organism: Alligator mississippiensis (American alligator)
Lineage: Eukaryota; Metazoa; Chordata; Crocodylia; Alligatoridae
Product: cytochrome P450 3A24-like
Exons: 13
Coding region: 90-1622 (510 amino acids)
Biological process (GO): steroid metabolic process; oxidative demethylation
Molecular function (GO): heme binding; testosterone 6-beta-hydroxylase activity; oxidoreductase activity, acting on paired donors, with incorporation or reduction of molecular oxygen, reduced flavin or flavoprotein as one donor, and incorporation of one atom of oxygen
Source: RefSeq, a predicted model, not a curated record